Molecule: messenger RNA, 847 nt
Organism: Magnolia sinica
Lineage: Eukaryota; Viridiplantae; Streptophyta; Magnoliopsida; Magnoliales; Magnoliaceae
Product: glutathione S-transferase F13-like
Exons: 3
Coding region: 41-700 (219 amino acids)
Cellular component (GO): cytoplasm
Molecular function (GO): glutathione binding; glutathione transferase activity
Source: RefSeq, a predicted model, not a curated record
ACUCCCCUCCUGUGAGAGAGAGAGCGAGUGAGAGAGAGAGAUGGCGCUGAAGCUGUACGGACACCCCAUGUCGACGUGCGCGUCACGUGUGCUGGCCUGCUUGUAUGAGAUGGACGCUGAUUUCGAGCUCGUGCUCGUUAACUUGCAAGCCCGCGAUAACAAACAGCCUUCUUACCUCGCCACCAAAAACCCGUUUGGUAAGAUUCCGGCACUCGAGGAUGGCGAUCUGACGCUCUUUGAAUCUCGCGCGAUCAAUGGUUACAUUGUGACCAAGUACAAGGGCACAGGCCCUGAUCUUUUGAGGCUGGACAAUCUCAAAGAAUCAGCAUUGAUCAAGGUCUGGAUGGAAGUGGAGUCCCACAGUUUCAAUCCACCGAUCUCAGCCGUCGUGUAUCAGAUCCUCAUCAUUCCCCUCCUCGGCGGGACCACCGAUGAUCAGGUGGUCGAGGCGAAUGUCGAGAAGCUGGCCAUGGUGCUCGAUGUCUAUGAAGAGAGGCUGUCCAAAAGCAAGUACUUAGCUGGAGAUUUCUACAGCUUAGCUGAUCUUCACCACAUCCCAUACAUUCACUACUUCAUGAAGACUCCCAAAGCUUCCCUGAUUAGCUCACGCCGGCACGUGAAGGCGUGGUGGGACGACAUCUCGUCACGGCCCGCUACAAAGAAAAUGAUGGAGGGGAUGAGCAUCGGAGGAAAUGCAUGAGUAUCUAAGGGCGUUUUGUGAAAUAAAUAAAGCAUAGAGGGUUUGAUUGUCAUUAUAUCCUCGUGACAUUAUGUCUCAUAUGUUACUCUUUGUUUCCUUUAAGUGACUUUCUUUGGUAAUUAUGAAUUUUCUUUUUAGUGUCUUGCC